Bufo bufo (common toad) is the source of this 3370-nucleotide messenger RNA. RefSeq names its product zinc finger MYND-type containing 12 (gene ZMYND12). The transcript is spliced from 9 exons. The coding region runs from base 337 to 1461 and encodes 374 amino acids. Gene Ontology annotation, molecular function: protein binding. The record is from RefSeq and is a predicted model, not a curated record. NCBI's taxonomy places the organism in Eukaryota, Metazoa, Chordata, Amphibia, Anura, Bufonidae.
UACAGUAUAAGACACCACGUUACAACUGUUACUGGUCUGGAAGUACAGUCUUAUUACGCUUUACCGCAUUUCCUGUCGUGACGGAAGUGGCAGGUCCGCCAUCUUUGAAUCGGGCAUUUACUUGCUUGUGGUAUUUAUAUAAUAGUUAAAAAUCAUGACGCGUCGUCAUCUUGUAUGAGCCAUAAAGGGUUAAUCGCUGCCCCAGUCUGACAAUUAUAACAGUGUUUCUGCCACAGUGGCGAAACCCAUGCGGUGACGUCACAUGACAACCAAUCUCAGCGUCCUUAGCAACCGACGUCCUGGCCGCUGCAAGUAACGCAUCGCAAUUGCUGUCUCAUGGCGAACGUGAACCCCCUAUCCAACCCCAAAGGGGUGAAGCUGCAGUGCGAGCUGUGCCGCAGCCCGGCUCACGUACAGUGCAGGGGCUGCAAGGUGACUUAUUACUGUGACACGGAGCACCAGCGAGCAGACUGGACGAGCAUCCAUGAGAAGAUCUGCCAACUGCUGAUCCCCGUCCGUACUCCGGUCCCUUUCCUGAAUUCUGCAGCGGAGAGGUCACAUUCUAUGGAGCAGCUAUUGCAGAGAAAGAAACAUUUAAUUGAACUGACCACUAAAGAAGCUCAGAGACUCCUGUAUGAAGGACGCCACAUGGACGUGAUCCCCGCGGCCACCCAUUCCCUGACUUUCAGUGUGGAUGUGUACGGACUGGCAUCUGUGGAGUUAGUGCCAGUCUACCUUAUCCUUGCUGAAGCCAACAUUGGUCUUGGGCAUUUGACCCAGGCAGAAGAAUAUCUCUCUCAUGCCUACUGGACAGUGAUGAAGGCUACUGACUGCAGCAAUUCCUUGAGAUCCAAACUACACCGCAACCUCGGUUUGCUCUACUCAGCCAAAGGGGAGUUUGAGGAGUCACUCCGACAUUUGUCUAAUGAUGUCUACUUUGCAAGUACAGUUUUAGGACCAAGUCAUAUCACCACUUCCGGAGGAUUCUUCCACAUGGCCAAUAUAUUUUUUCGGCAGAAUAAAAUGGAUAUUGCUGAUUCUCUAUAUUCUGAGGUCACUGAUAUAUGGCACGCUCAUCUCAGCAAACUGGUGGAGGUUCAGAUACAAGCGUCACUCAGAAGUGGCCCUGCGUGGUUUGAUGACGCUGAUCAGGAAUAUUUAGAUGAAAACCAAGAGGCUGAAGCCCUCCAGAUACUCAGCGCUAUAUAUGACAUCAGAGAACAGGUUCUAAAGGAGUCCACUAAGGUGGCAAAAGUCCUGCAUACUCUGACCAUGCUGUAUUUUCUCAGCAGGGAUUUUCAUAAAGCCAGUGAAUGGGGAAAUAAACUGCUUCAGAUGGCCGAACAGCUUCCACAGGAUGAGCAGUCAGACAGCAUCACAGUCUUAAUGGAGAACAUUGAAAGAAAAUUAAAUACCAAGAAAGACGCUAUCCACGAGACACUUAAUACCAUUAUCAUAUAACUUCUCUCAUAGUCAGGAGGAUUUGUAAAUGUGUACCCAUGUUUCAUCACAUUUACAGGGGUUUUCCUAUGAAAAACAGUUAGGGGGUCAUUUAUUAAGACCGACAUUUUAAAGUGUAACCGCCAUGUUUUCAUAAAAAAAUCCAUAUGUUACAGAGCUAGAUUUCACUCAUAUUCAAUAAAGGGCUUGAUGGGGCAUAUUCAAGAGACCAGGACCAACUACAUACUUACCAUGGCGGUAGACCACGCAACUGCUAUGGAGUGAGGGAGACCCCAAACUGAACUCCUUCCCCUGAUUAGCCAUCACUAGGGGGGGCUCAGUGCAAAGAGCUUUUACAGCUUCCAUUGAGUUCAGUGGUAACUAUAUAAAUGCCUAUGCCCUGAGCUGUCCUUAGUGGUUGCUGCAGGCAGCCAGUUCUGUCAUGUACAGGAUUUAAAAUAAUUCUGAAUGAGUUCCAUAUUUAUUAAGCGCCCGUUCCACUUUUUCCGGCAUAGAAGUGGGAGAGGCGCAGCAUGGCUUUUUUAGCAGAGCAAUAGCACAGUGAAGAUGCUCCAGAAUCGUUAUGUGACUGCAAGCAUUUACUAAACCGGACCUGUCAAGAGACCCCGUACUCUGUGCUCAUCCUUUGAUUUUUCCUUUGCUUGCCCAAAUGACUAUUGGCCUGGAUUAGACUAAAGAACGGUCACAGAUAGAGUCCAUCAUUGUGUCUUGUACCAGCAAGUUUAUUAGGAAAAUCCUUUUCAUUGUCAUGUUUAGCGCAAAACAGUCAUUUUGGUGUUACAUUGCCAUUGUGAAUUUUGGGUUUACAAGGGAAUCUGGUUGUCACCUCCCAUGCCCCCAAAAAAGAAUCUAUCAUACAGUAACAGGCUUCUAAUAAAUAGUAUUACUCAACAUUUCUUUUUUAUACAUGGUUCAGUUUUACAUGUAUUUACAGUUGUGAACAUUGCUGAAUAUAGGCGUUGCGAGCUACAAGCAGUGGACAAAUAUACAAUGUACAUUAUUAAAGCCUACCUACAUUAUUUAUAUAUCUAUUUGCAGACAUUGGAUUGCUCAUGCCUCUUACUAACAGACUGUGUACUUACAAGGGUAGGUAUCUGGUGUGGUAUGGCUUAAAAAGGUUUUUCUGGCACUUCAGACUCAAGACUUCAGAAUAGCAUCUUUAGGGCUUCUGUCCCCAGCCCCCACUGUUCAAAGCUCACAGCCAUAAGAUGCCCAUAUGUCAUAGUCCUGUGUGACCCAUGGGCAUGAUCACCAUAUAUGACUACACGACCGCAUUCCUCAUGGUCGGCAGUCUUGUGUAUGUGCAUGCAGUGACGGAAUCCAUGGGUGAAGUGAUCUCAUGAUAACAUGGACAGGACAUCAUUUUUGUGUCGGAAAAUUCCCAUAAAGGCCAAAUCUCCUUACAAUGGAAAAUCACCAUUAUAGAUGGGUUCUUGUAAAAGUUCUGUUCAUCCGUUUCUGGGUGACAACCAAUUUGUCCACCACUAUUGCUUCUACUGGGGUAGUAACCAUAUUCCCUUGAACAGAAAAUCUGUUGUAUUAUGCAAAGAUAUAGUACAGCCCUCACCUCUCUAUGUCUAUAUAACUGAAGCUGAAGAGCUUUUGGCAAGUAACAACAUGGACGCCAUUACAGCUCUCAUAGGAGUUGUUACCCAGACUCCCUAGAGCAGGCAUCUCAAACUGCGGCCCUCCAGCUGUUGUAAAACUACAACUCCCACAAUGCCCUGCUGUAGGCUGACACCUGUAGGCUGUCCGGGCAUGCUGGGAGUUUUAGUUUUGCAACAGCUGGAGGGCCAGAGUUUGAGAUGCCUGCCCUACAGUGUGUUAUCUAGUUAUAUGGAAGAGGGUAUGCAAAUGAGUUCUUGACAAGCUCUGUCUCUAAUGCCACCAGAUGUAAGGUAGCUAUCCU